AUGGGGGUGCCGGAUGUGGAGCAGGCUAAGAGACGACUCCAGGAUAUUCUUAGGAAAGCGCAGAAGCUCGAGAUCCCCCCGCAAGAAGUGAUCUCGACGAGGACCGCCCAGAAGCUUCUUGCCAGAACGAAGAACGUCCUGGCAUGGACCAUCUGGAUCACCGCUUUUCUCGUGCUGCUCACCGGUGUGGUGUACGCGCGCUGGCCAACGAGACAGGAAGUCGAGACCAUUAGGACUGUUCUCAGGCGAACGUGCUCCGGAGCAGCUUCCGGUGAAUUUUCGGAGCGUGUGGCGGCCCUUUUACACUCCUCCACUCAAGACGACUGCUAG
Molecule: messenger RNA, 330 nt
Organism: Habropoda laboriosa
Lineage: Eukaryota; Metazoa; Arthropoda; Insecta; Hymenoptera; Apidae
Exons: 2
Coding region: 1-330 (109 amino acids)
Source: RefSeq, a predicted model, not a curated record